Molecule: messenger RNA, 2656 nt
Organism: Mangifera indica (mango)
Lineage: Eukaryota; Viridiplantae; Streptophyta; Magnoliopsida; Sapindales; Anacardiaceae
Product: probable E3 ubiquitin-protein ligase ZFP1
Exons: 8
Coding region: 854-2497 (547 amino acids)
Molecular function (GO): ubiquitin protein ligase activity
Source: RefSeq, a predicted model, not a curated record
GUCUAGGGGCUCUGCUGGUGUGUUAAUAUUGCUCACAUGUCUUGAGUUUGAACUCAAGAGUGAAUGUUUACUAAUUUUGGAGGUUUUGGAAGGAUAGCAAGUCUACAGCAGCAGGCACUUUUUGGUCGAUUGGGCUACUGACAAACAGAUUUGAAUUGGAAUCCUGUGUUCCCUGAAGAUUUAAUUAUCAUAUGUACAGCAAUUUCAGAGUUUAUUGAAUUGGCCUCUCUCCAUUAGAGAGCAAAUAAAUGGCACUAGAGAUACUAUUUCUAACUUAGGCCUUGUUCCUUGAAAUUCAGUUCACAAUGGGAUCAUUUAUUGCACGGAAUGGAGGUGGUAGUGGGGGGUAAAAGAUUUAGAGAUUGUGCUGAGCAUGUCAUGCUGUUUAGAUCUCUUAUUUUUAAGAUGAUAUUUGGUACAGAGAAUUUACCAAAUAUAUAGGGAUUAGCAUUUAAAUUACUCAACUCUAUGGCCAUUAAGAAUCUAGUACUCAACUUCCUUUUUGUUUAUGUACUGGUAGCUGAGGUUCAAUGUGUGGCUACUACUAUAAGCCAGAGCUGGUAGGGCUUGAUGAUGGAUUGCCAAAAUCUUUUUGCAAAGUGGAUGUUUACUGGUUUAUGUGCUGAUUAUCUUUUGGCCACUGUUACAUCUUAUACUGGAGGAAUUUUUCAGUGGAGCUGAAUUCAUAGUAUAUAAAACAAACUUGGUGUCUUUUUGAUGGCAUUAAGCAUAUAGUGGAUAUUUUAUCAUGGGCUGAGGGUUGCUUUUGCUACUUUUUGGAUUUAUGGACGGAUAAUCAGGCUGAUUCUGAACCUGGGUAUUUAUUUUUUGGUGGCUACUAGGUGGCAUAAUUAUGGGCCAUAGACAUUUAUUAAGCUCUUCCCAGAUGUUUGAAACUGGACCUGAUCAGAAUUGGAAUCAUAUGCAUACAGAACAACCUCAUGCAAAUAUGGGCAGGGUUGGCACGGCAGAGAAUGGUUCUUUCUUAUAUCCUGGGGAAAACAUGUCUCUUGAUGGAGUGCAUUUUACUUCUCACUGGAACCCUGCACCAAGCUCAAAUGGGUAUACCUCUAGUCACAAUAGUGAAAUGCCACAUUACCAACCAGAUGGUUCCAGCCCUUCCUAUGAUCCUUUUCUGCAUCGAUCAACAGCCGAUGGAUCCUUUUAUACAACACCAGUAAAUUAUGUUCAUCAUACUGCUUCUAAUUAUGAUCAACAGACACUCCACAGCAGUGAAGGUGGUUUUGUUGGUCUUACCACGGGCAAUGGAAGAGGGCCUCACAAGAGAAAAAGCCCUGGGGUCCCUUCAGUCUGUGAGAGAGGCAGCACAAGCAGAUUCUACAAUGCUGGAAGUUCCUCUGAUCUCCCUCUACCUUCUGAAAUCUGGCAGGAGAAACCAAAUAUGGAUUACCAAUCUGUGUCUUGGGAUCGCAGUACUAUAACUCCAAGUUAUAGAAGUAAUGCCCUAGCAAUAAGGGGUGAGGGCUCUGUGAGGAAUGUGAGAAGCCGUCCUGCACUUGAUUUGGAACCCAAUCUUGCUAGGGCACAUUUAUCAACCAAUCCUUCCCACAGUUCUUAUUCAGCAGGCUUACCCCUUGAGUCUUCUAUCUCUAUGGAUCAUUCAGUUCAGAAUUCUAGUGCCUCAACUAGGGAGUGGGGCCAUAAUAGAAUAUCUUCUGCUCACGGGGUUCAGGUUUCAGAUCCAAGUGUUUAUAAUCAUGAGACCAAUCACUCUCUUGUUGGAAGUAGUGUAGCAAAUGCUUCUGUAGAGAGUGGGGCUUUUAAUCAUGAUUUCAUUUUGGGAAGAAAUCUUGUUGCUCAAAGUUUUCAUGGUAACUCAACUCAAUCUGUGAGGGGUGUUCGCAGUAGCUAUUCUCAUCAGAGAUCUGCCCCAACUUUUAGGGCUUCUUCAAGCGCUAUGCGUGUAGGACAUGUGGGAUCUUCAGAUGAGGGAAUGCUGUUGGUAGCUGAAAGUUAUUCCUCUGGACGUCCAAGGCCAUUGUCCUCCUCAGCAUGGCGUCCCAGUGAUAGGAGUGGGAGACCAAGGAUAUUGCAUGACAGAUACCGAUCACUGGCAGAAGAGCCAAGUCUCCAUGAGCGAUUUUCUUCUGAGGGUUUUGUGAUUGUAGACCGCUCAACCAUGUACGGGCCGAGAAGUUUGGUCGAUCAGCAUAGAGACCUGAGGCUAGACAUAGACAAUAUGACCUAUGAGGAACUACUAGCACUAGGGGAAAGGAUUGGGUAUGCAAGCACCGGGUUGUCGGAUGAUCUGAUAUCGAAGUGCUUGACAGAAACAAUCUACUGUUCAUCAGAUCAAAUACAGGAGGAGGGAACUUGUGUAAUUUGCCUGGAAGAAUACAAGGAUUUGGAUGAUGUUGGGACACUGAAAACAUGUGGGCAUGAUUACCAUGUAAGCUGCAUCAAGAAAUGGUUAUCGAUGAAGAACAUAUGUCCAAUCUGCAAAGCUUCGGUGGUGGGGAAUAGUAAAAAGGAGUAACUUAUUUGUUCCUGUGGUUUAUCAUUUACCAUUCUUGUACAUACAAAAAAUAUUAAAUGUAUGUGGGGAUCCCUUCUUACGAAGGAAACAAUCGUUCAUAACAAAAAUUGUAAAUUAAAUGCUAGCCGACGUCAGUCCAUUUGUUCUUCUUGGCUUCCA